UUUCCCUUUCCUCUAUUUCAUGGCUUCCAUCUUUGAGACAAGAAAGAAAUCUUUUAUGGCUGCCAUUUGGCUGCUUAUAGGGCUGUUGAUAUCCAGCCCAGGAAAAUCAGCUGCACAAUCGGUGGGCGUAUGUUAUGGACAGUUAGCCAAUGAUUUGCCACCUUCAGCUGAAGUUAUAGAUCUGUAUAAAGCAAAUGGUAUUGAGAGGAUGAGAAUUUUCAAUCCAAAUCCAGAGACCCUCCAGGCCCUCAGAGGAUCCAACAUAGAACUUAUUGUUGGCGUUGUCAAUGAAGACAUUGAAAACCUUGCCAACAAUGCCGCCGCUGCAAAUGAUUGGGUCCAGAUAAACGUGAGGAACUACUUGCCCGAUGUCAGAUUUCGAUACAUUGCUGUUGGGAAUGAAAUAAAGCCUAAUGAUGCAGCAGCCCCGUAUGUUCUGCCAGCCAUGCAGAACAUUCAUGCUGCUCUUGCAUCAGAAGAAAUUAAGGUUUCAGUGGUAAUAGACUUGUCUUUGAUGGGAAGUUCAUUCCCUCCAUCGGCGGGCUCAUUUAGUGAAGCUGCUAGUUCAUACAUGAAUCCAAUCAUUGCCUUCCUAGCCACAACUGGAGCACCACUUCUUGCCAAUGUGUACCCAUAUUUUAGCUACAUUGGUGACACGCAAAGUAUCAGCCUUGACUAUGCCUUGUUCACUGCUCCAGGGGUUGUGGUACGAGAUGGUAACUUGAAUUACCAGAAUCUCUUUGCUGCAAUGAUGGAUGGCCUCUACUCCGCUCUCGAGAAGGCUGGCGGAGCCAACGUGGCUGUCGUCGUAUCAGAGAGCGGUUGGCCGUCAGCAGGCGGUACAGCAGCUACAGUUGAGAAUGCGGGGACUUACUAUAGCAAUUUGAUUAGAUACUCCAAGAAUGGGACUCCAAAGAGGCCUGGAUAUUUAGAAACUUAUUUGUUUGCCAUGUUUGAUGAAAACCAAAAGGGCCCUGCAGAAACUGAAAGAAAUUUUGGUCUCUUCUUCCCUAACAAGCAACCCAAGUACCAGCUCAGUUUCGCUUAGCAGAGCAAUUAUUCAUUUUAUUAAUGAUCAAUCUUAUGCCUUUUCAGUUUGUAUGUAUAAAGCUACCCUAAAUUUAAUAGGAGAUCAAUAAUAAUUAAUUCUCUUG
This is a messenger RNA of Alnus glutinosa, 1154 nucleotides long. RefSeq names its product glucan endo-1,3-beta-glucosidase-like. NCBI's taxonomy places the organism in Eukaryota, Viridiplantae, Streptophyta, Magnoliopsida, Fagales, Betulaceae. Gene Ontology annotation, molecular function: hydrolase activity, hydrolyzing O-glycosyl compounds. The record is from RefSeq and is a predicted model, not a curated record. Gene Ontology annotation, cellular component: plasma membrane. The transcript has 2 exons. Gene Ontology annotation, biological process: carbohydrate metabolic process. The coding region runs from base 20 to 1048 and encodes 342 amino acids.